AUGAAGCUAUUCAAGAAAUUUGUCAAAUUGCCGGAGAAUGCCAAGAAUGCCAAGAGUUUUAGCGCAUGCAGGACUUUCGAUGCAGACCUCCGAAGAAUAAAUUCAUGUGUGGAAGCUCUGGGCAUACUCGGCCUUCAGGGCACAGGCGGGAUUGACUCAGCAGGUGAGAUCGUAGCCCCCAGAGAUAGAAGAAAACUCCGUAUCAUCCUUUACGCGCCACUAUCCAAGUUCGAAAACGACACCAUAGCAGACUACAAGAACAACAAGCCUGUCGCAAUACAGGAAGACACAGAUGUCGAGUAUGAGCCCGGGCCUUCCAAUCCAGAGCCCCCGCAGAAACGACCUCGGACUGGUGAGAUUGGUUUGAUGAGUAGUAUGGGGAUACAGACCAGGACUCGCAACCUCGGCGAUGGCUGGUACAUGGCAUACAAUUCAACGACGUCCAUCAUCCCUACUCAACUCGGAGCUGCGAAUCUGGAAGUUUUUUACACCAAGGUGGUCGACUCUGCCGCCAAGCAAAUAAGCACCACCGUCAAUGCGACGCAAAAUCUUGCAUUCAAUAUCAAUGGGCUCAGCCUGCGCUUGUCCUCUCCGGCACCCAUCAGUUGGACCUGGAUCAUCAAUUUCGCAGCUGAUAUGUUGGAUAAUGUCAGCACUGACUUCGCAAUCCUGUUUAACGGAGAGGCUUACAGUGCUUAUUGGGAGAUAGCGGCGGUGACAGCAGUAUUGACGUUACUGUAG
This is a messenger RNA of Letharia lupina, 741 nucleotides long. RefSeq lists its product as uncharacterized. Lineage: Eukaryota; Fungi; Ascomycota; Lecanoromycetes; Lecanorales; Parmeliaceae. The transcript has 3 exons. The coding region runs from base 1 to 741 and encodes 246 amino acids. The record is from RefSeq and is a predicted model, not a curated record.